Tribolium castaneum (red flour beetle) is the source of this 768-nucleotide messenger RNA. It is a transcript of the gene Blos2, whose product is annotated as Biogenesis of lysosome-related organelles complex 1, subunit 2. NCBI's taxonomy places the organism in Eukaryota, Metazoa, Arthropoda, Insecta, Coleoptera, Tenebrionidae. Gene Ontology annotation, molecular function: gamma-tubulin binding. The transcript is spliced from 3 exons. Gene Ontology annotation, cellular component: BLOC-1 complex; gamma-tubulin complex; BORC complex. Gene Ontology annotation, biological process: endosomal transport; lysosome localization. The record is from RefSeq and is a predicted model, not a curated record. The coding region runs from base 92 to 520 and encodes 142 amino acids.
UCGAAAGUUACAGGCUUCUGUAUUGCCGACUUUGAGUUAUGACACUUGAGGUUAUGUAGUUUUUUAUUAACAAAUUUGGAAAAAAAUUACGAUGGCUGAAGAAGUUGACUCCGAGGGUGUGACAGACUCCCCCAAAAAAGGUCCGACUUUGUCGACCUCGACUUCGAGUUUCGAGGCUUUGGACCCGCACGACCCCAAUUUGAGCCGUUUAGCCACUACCAUGUUUAAUAAAACGUCUGAUUACUUAUACGGCGAGUUAACUUCAACUCUCGAUGAUUACCGUUUGCUUGAAAACAUGAAUCGUGCGACGAUUACGAAAUAUUCAGACAUGAAACACAUCGCUGCUAACGUUUCAAAAAGCAUGCAAGAAUUAAACGAGAAAUACAAUUCUCUGCAACCGUACUUGCAACAAAUUGAUCAAAUUGAGGACAGUGUUGUGAAAUUAGAACAGGCUGCAUAUAAAUUGGACGCGUACUCAAAACGGUUAGAGGCCAAGUUCAAGAGUUUAGAAAAACGAUAAUUAGCUUUUGACGAGUGCGUCCAAGUCGAUUUUUUUCUUGUGCAUGGAGUCUUGGAUGCGUUCUUUGAUGCGUCGCACUCGCAGCGCGUCAACACAGUCAAUGAACUCAUCCAUUUCUUUUUUGCAAUUUAACAUACAGGUGGGGUUGCGCCCCAGACACUCUAUCAACUGUAUAUAAUAUUAAUUAGGGCUGAAUUUGUCUUGUUACGUACUAAUUCCCGAUUCCUGCAAUAAACGGGUAAAUUUUU